AAACACAUUCGCGACAACACCGUCUCAGCACCAUGGAGCCCUUAACUCAGAGCGAUAUACUCGAUAUCGACCCAGUCCCCGCGCACAUCCAAGCCUUCCGAGCCUCCCUGAAAGCGAUCGAGGAUGACGCCGACAAACUGAAGGCAUGCGUAGCUAUGCGAGAUGAGCUCCUCGAGCAACAAACAGCGUUGGAGUGGCUUUUUGCAUGUGCGGAAGGGGUAAUGGUGGAUGAAUGUCCGCAUUACAGGGAGAAAAGGCGCGUUUGGUCGAGGAAACUUGAUGUCGAUGCCGACACUCAAGCCGAAGCCGAAGUGAAACAGUGGGGGCGUUUCAUUGAUAUAGCCAAGUCUGGAAUCAAGAUGAAAGAGCAGUGUCUUGCUCCUCUCACCAAGACGAGCGGGUACUGGGGCAUUGAAAAGGUUCGACACUACCAAUGGGCGUCAAUGGGCUUGAAAUUCUGCAAGGUGCUAGGCACCGCUGCUUCUCGGAUCCCUGAUUGGAAAGAGGCUUCAGUUAAGUUGAAUCAGUUGUUGUUGAGCCGGAUCGCCGAAGGACGGUCCCUUAGAGAGUCCCCAAAUCCUAUCAACUUGAUCGACUUGGAGCACCUCAAGACCUGGUCUGAGAAGAACGACUAUGAGAAGAAGGGUCGAAAGACAUGCAUCCUCAAAUACCACCCAUUCACCAACUCUGCCUUGCCCGCUGGAUAUGCAUUCGAUCAGUAUGGACUGAUCGUGCUGGCAGAAGUCGCAGGUCAACUCCAGCCAGCUGCACACGCCAAUGCUCAGAGCGCAAAAGGAUGUGCAGCUUCUGCUGCAAUCGUAACCUCCCCUCUGAGUGUCGUCAUCGAUACCUCAUUGUCCUCACCCUCGCCUACAUCUUCUGAGACUCAAAAAUCUGCUCAUAGCUCCUUUAGUUCCCCACUUUCGUCGCUAGGAAGCACACCAGCACACUCACCAACCUCCGAUACCUUUGCCUCAUCCUGCGUUCCUACAGUGUUAUCAUAUCCAUUCCAGGCAUCCGCAAAAAACAAUGCCAGAGUCGAGCCCGAUGCAGUCAGAGCUUCGUCGCGGACUUCGAAUAGGCUUCGUUCCUGCCCUAAGCUAUCCUACACGCCGACAGCUUUGUGGAUGGGCAGUACUAGGUCAAGUACACGAUGCCAAUCAGCUCGACCGAAGACGACCACAGAAUCCUCUUGGUCUGGGCCUGAGCCGACGACUAGUUGCUCCUGUUCUGACAAAGUAGCCCCCAACUUCCUCUCUGUCAUGGAGCGUAAACAGAAGACUAACACUACAGAAGACCUGGAGAUGCUCAUGAAGUACGAGGCCCAGCAAGAGUUACUCUGUCUGAAGCACCUUAAGAUGUACGCUAAGUGGGCAACAACAUGUAUGCUAUGCCAUCAGAAGUCCGAGGAUACUGUGUCCAUGCAAACCCCAAAACGUCCAACAUCCAAUCUACUCGAUCCGCUGCCGUUCGUUGCCGCCAAACGGCGUCGUCUAUCGCUGCCUGAAGCAGGCUCUGGGUUUGAUCGACUCUCCGAAGACGCUGUGCAAAACCCAGGAAUCUUCUUUUUUCCUGUUGCAGAAGAGAACAGGGACCGGCGCCCAGUGUACGAUGCUAAAGGCGACGCUCGUUUCCGACAACAGGUAAUGGCACAACUAGAAAGGAAGCUGAUGCCAAACAAAUCCCCAAAAACCUGGGGAGAGCUAAACAUCCAGGUUAUGUAUUCUCUUCUAAGCCGAGCCAGUCAGCCAACAACGAUUGCAGAUGAGAGCGAAGAGGUGUACUACAUGACUGGUGAAGAAGCAAAGAGUCGACUUGAAUCACAUAUCGCUCUUCAUGGGCCGAUGAUCACUGAGAAUCAGCAGCAAUUCAGGUGGGAUCACCGGAAAGGCCGGCCCAUCGAGCAACUCUUCCGAAGGAUGGGGAAUCCUACUCGGAGCGUAUCAGUUCAGAAGCCGUCGCUGAGCUUGCAGCAACCGUCGUUCGAAUCGAUGCGGCUUGGCGACGUUCAGGCGGUGUUUGCAGAGAACGUAACGAGCGACGAUCCUCUCAACGUGCUUGAUCUACGGAACCCGCUCCCACGUUCUGUAUUGCCCUCCUUCCUCACCGGCGAGGACUGCCAGUUGCUCAGUCGCGUCCGCGAUGUGCUUCUUGAAGGAGCCUCUGCAGAAAGAUGUACUGCACCAAUUGCUGAAUGGAACAAGUGGAAAGAUGAUGAGGACUGGGUGCUGCUUGCCCAAGGUGGUGCCUGUACAUUGACUCAUCAGGACAGCUGUGGAAAGGCCACGUGGCUGACAGUACAAGAAGGGCAGCUCGGGUUCGGCUGGAUGUCACAUCCAUCAAAAGAAGAGACUCGCAGCUGGAGCGCUGAUCCAAACGGGUUCACUGGAGGACAGCUAAGAUACGUGGUUCUGCGUCCUGGCCAGACGAUCUACUUUGAGGCGGGCACGGUCCACUUCGUGUUCAGGCUAGAGCAGUAUCAGACAUUGCUAGUGGGCGGUCACGUCUUGCGGUGGUCACGCAUAGACUCAUGGAUUGAGAUUGUGCUCAACCAGCUGAGAUUCCCUGAUUCCACCAAUGAAGACCUGCUACCAUCGGCGUCAGCUUACGUUGAAGCAGUCGCACAGCUUGUCUCAGAGCAGCAAAGUCUCGGUAGUUCUGACGAGCUUGGCGGAGAAAAGGCUAUUGCUAGGUUUCUUGAUGUGAAGAAGCAAUUUGAGCAGCAACUGGCAGAGGCUGCCUAACGAGGUGCAAUGCACCUUAACGAUACUCGAACACUCUCGAAAGAUUUAGCAUUAGCGGGCCGACUGUAUACACAGUCGUUAGCGAUCUUGGUACGCCUUAUUUAUACCUGCUCAUAAAAUAACGAAGUAUAGAAAUGCCGCCUAUUCAAUGUAGCCAGCAUUCCACAUCAUUUCAGCACUCAAAGCUGACA
Molecule: messenger RNA, 2935 nt
Organism: Alternaria rosae
Lineage: Eukaryota; Fungi; Ascomycota; Dothideomycetes; Pleosporales; Pleosporaceae
Exons: 3
Coding region: 33-2744 (903 amino acids)
Source: RefSeq, a predicted model, not a curated record